Cucumis sativus (cucumber) is the source of this 1079-nucleotide messenger RNA. RefSeq lists its product as hypothetical. The record is from RefSeq and is a predicted model, not a curated record. The transcript has 2 exons. Bases 88 to 741 code for a protein of 217 amino acids. Lineage: Eukaryota; Viridiplantae; Streptophyta; Magnoliopsida; Cucurbitales; Cucurbitaceae.
GUUAUUCAACAAACAACCCUUUAAGUAUCUUCAAAACUCAACAAAAUUCCAAUUCCAAACUCAAAAUCAUCGAAGUUCAAAUCUCCAAUGGCCGAAACCAAAGAUUCCACUGCUGCCCACAUAGUUGAAAUCCCAGUAGAACAAGAAAACCACACUCAAAACCUCAUGAUCUCUGUAAUUCAACACCACCCAUUGCGACAAAUUUCUGAAAGCUCCGGCCAUUUAUUACUCUUAAAGCUUUGGCAAAGAGAUGAGCAUCUCUUCGGUCUCAGAAUCGGACGUCGAGAGACAAAAAUGGAGUCAUUAAAGCAACAAAUCUUUCAACUAUGUUGCUUCUUCUUCCUCUUCCAUGCCCUCUCUCUCACUCUCUUGUACACUUCCUCUGAUCCCAUUGUGUGUAAGAAAUGGUGGGUUCCGGCAGUGGUGAUAGGGGCGACGUCUGGGGUGUUCGUGAUCGUGGUGCAGCUGAAAUUGUGGAUGUAUUGGAAAGCAAGAGGGCAGUUACAGAAGGAGAAGACUGAAAACAGAGCACUUACAAGAUGUGUUCAAGAACUUAGAAUGAAAGGAUCUUGCUUUAAUUUGUCUAAAGAACCACAAAUUGGGAAUAGAAUGAAGAGUUCUAGUGUGGAGAUUAAAUGGGGGCCUCUCACUUGGUUUUCAAGGAAUUUCAUUACCAUUUCUCUUCUUGGCUUUUCUGCCAUUAUUUUUGUUACUUCCAAGUUCAUUCUUUGCGGCUUUUAAUUGCCAUUCGUCAGCAGCAGGUGCUUGAAGAAUUAAAUAUGCAAUGGAGGAUGAAGCAAGAUGGGUCCGACAUAAAAAAUAUCAUUAGAGGGAAGCAAGGGAGGCUCCAUUUUUGUAGAAUCUUUACAAAUUAUGAAGAGAAGGAUAGUGAGGAAAGUGUUGGCUUUUGAAGUGAACUAAAAAUCAGUGUUAAUUAAGGCAACACUGCUUGUGUGACAACUUUUUGUUUUGGCUUUCUAAGCCUAAUUAAUGACUUGUCAAUUUUGAAAUUGGCCAUAUGUAACUUUUUGGCUAUUUAUUAUUUAUUAUUGAUAUAUACAUCCAAUUCAUUAUCAUUA